This is a messenger RNA of Ananas comosus (pineapple), 2019 nucleotides long. Its product is annotated as pentatricopeptide repeat-containing protein At2g44880. The transcript is spliced from 2 exons. NCBI's taxonomy places the organism in Eukaryota, Viridiplantae, Streptophyta, Magnoliopsida, Poales, Bromeliaceae. Gene Ontology annotation, molecular function: RNA binding; protein binding. The record is from RefSeq and is a predicted model, not a curated record. Bases 1 to 2019 code for a protein of 672 amino acids. Gene Ontology annotation, biological process: RNA modification.
AUGGCUCAUGUGCAAUUGGAUUCCUCCUCUCUAUUAAUCCUCUUCGACGCGGUCGGGGGCUCUUCUCGGUCGCCAACGAAGGCUCCAUUCGCAGCGAUCGCACCGUGGCGGUUGAUUGCCGCUACCAGAAGGCAAAUCCACGUGACUCUCGAUCCGAUCAUUGAAGAAGAUGGAUUUGAUUCUCUCGAUAAUCCACUCGUCGGCAAUUUAUCUUCACAUCCGCGUCAAAAUCUUUCUCGUCCUCCUUGUCAUGAUUCAAAAAUUGGGAACAAGUUCCCUUUGAACCAAACCCUAAGACUAGUAGAAGAGAAGCUCACCUCUCUCUUACAAUCAUGUAGCUUCCCACACCAUCUCCACCAAAUCCAAGCCCAAUCCAUCAUCCAUGGCCUCCACCACCACCCUUUCCUCGCCCCCAAGAUUGCCGCCGCCGCGUUUCGCCUCGGCAGCCCCAUCAUCGCCCGCCACCUGUUCGACCAAAUUCCCCAGCCAAAUGCAGUUCUCGGCAACGUGGUUAUCAAGGGACACCAUGAGGUGGGUGACCACCGCGAGGCUUUGGAGCUGUUCCGUCUCAUGAUACGGAGAAAUGUUAGGCCAAGCCAUUACACAUUUCCCUUCGUGAUCAAAUCAUGUGCUCGCAUGAAUAGAGUUGGUGAAAUAGACGGCGAGGAGGUUCAUUGUGUUGUAAUAAAAACUGGGUUUGAGGGUGAUGCAUUUGUCGUGCCUGCAUUGAUCGAAAUGUAUGCGAAAAUGGGAAGGAUUGGUCGUGCCCGUAAGGCGUUCGAGCAAAUGUGCGAGAAAAAUGCUGUUGCUGUGACUGCUAUGAUAGCUGCUUAUUUGACCGUUGGCGAUGUAGGCUGUGCAAGAGAGAUCUUUGAUCGAACGGCCGAGCGUGAUAUCAUCAUGUGGAACACGAUGAUCUCGUGGUACUCCGCACGUGGAGACAUAGGUACUGCUCAGGAGCUCUUUGAUCAGAUGACAUGCCAGGACGUUAUGUCGUGGAAUACGCUAUUGCUUGGUUACGCAGAGUGCGGAGAUGUUGAAGCAUGCGAGCGAUUGUUCAAUGAAAUGCCCGAGAAAAAUGUGUUCUCUUGGAAUGGAUUGAUUGGAGCAUACGUCCGGAGUAAUAUGAACUCUGAGGCUUUAAAUACUUUCAAUAGGUUGUUAUCAUCACCUGAUGUCGAACCAAAUGAUGCAACGAUUGUGGCCGUGCUCUCCGCCUGCUCUAAGUUGGGUUUUCUCAAUUGGGGAAGAUGGCUUCAUGUUUAUGCUCAAAAUAAUGAUUUUGAAAGUAGUGUUCAUGUUGGAAACGGAUUAAUCGACAUGUAUGCGAAAUGUGGGUGCAUAGAGGAUGCGAUGACUGUGUUUGAAAGCAUGAAGGUCAAGGAUCUAAUAACGUAUAACUCAAUAUUAUUAGGGUUAGCGACGCAUGGCCGUGGAGCAGAUGCAUUGAAUCUAUUCGAUGAAGUUACUUCCAUGGGAGAGAAACCAGAUGGUAUUACAUUUCUCGGGGUGUUAUCCGCUUGUGUUCAUAUGGGUCUUGUUGAAGGAGGGUUCAGGUACUUCAGAUUGAUGACCAAGAAAUACUUGAUCGAACCGUCGAUUGAACACUAUGGUUGUCUGAUCGAUCUCCUUGGUCGGGCCGGUUUGCUCAACGAGGCAGUCGAAUUCAUGAAGAAGAUGUCGAUUAAGCCGGACUGUGUUAUAUGGAGUGCUUUGCUUGGGGCUUGUCAAGUUCAUAGAGAAAUUGGCUUAGCUGAGAUUGUUAUGAGUCAACUGAUAAAGGUCGGCCCCGAGGAAGUUCCGAACUCCGUGGUUCUUUCGAAUUUGUACGGAGGGAAUAAGAGAUGGGUAGAAGCUGCAAGAAUGAAGAAGAUGGCAAGAGAAAGCAGUUUAGGGAGGUUACCAGGAUGUAGCUUGGUAGAAGUGAAUUGCGAGGUUGUAAAAUUCUUUUCAUCAGACACAGGGCACCCACAAAUGGAAAAGAUUUUUAGGGUUUUAGAGGGUUUAGGGGAAAUUUGA